AUGAAAAUUUUGGGCCAUGGCCCAUGGUCCAAUUGCUUCGAUCACUGGCCACUGGGAAAUAUUUUAGGGUUUAUCGCCAUGCCGGGGCGGAGGAGAGCGCUUGUGCUGCGCAAGACGUCGGCAGCUGUAAGCGCGCUUGUGAAUGGCGAUUUCGAUCACUGCGCUUGUGCUGGCGUCGAUCUUUCUGCGGGAAUUCUCUUCGUCGAUGACUCGGAGGGGGAUUUUGUUCUUGGAGUGGCAUCGUCGGUGCUGCGGGAGCUCUCGAUCAGCUCCGGAUCCUGGGUCUUGGUGAGGAAUGCCGAGAGGAAUGUGAGCAGGGCUGCCAAAGUAUUGGUUCUAGAUCCUCCUCUCUCCAAUCCUGUAAGCUCAGAGCCUUCGUCUCCUCCCUCGCCAGCGCCCCGAAAUUUCUUCCCAUCGUGUAGAGUUUCUCCUCCCUCGCCGUGUGUUUUCGAUUCUCUCGUCGGUUACGUCUCGCCAUUGCUGGCUUUCAAUCUUGGAAUCCAUCUAGCCUGGCUGGAAACGAUCGUUACAGCUGGAAACUCUGAGAGUUCUCCCUACGCUUUUGAUAAGACCGCCUCCGUGCUCUUGCGUGUCGAAGCUCUGGACGACACACAGAUCAAAGUUGCCUCACAUAUGAGAGUUUCGUACGUCAAGAUCCCCGUGCUUUCCUCGAGCUUGGAUAAUACUCCACGAAACCGGCAGGAAGAAGUCGAUGCUGCGCUAAAGCUCUAUUUCAGUGGCGGCAAAUGCAUGGCAACGGGGGACUUGUUCUCGGUGAAGUUGCCAUCGUCGACGAUCACGGAUUUUUAUCAGCGUUUUCACUACGGCAUGGAAAGUGAAGAUACGGUUCUCUUCAAGGUGCUUUCAUUGGAGCCAUCCACGGAACCUUUUUUGCGCAUAGACCAGAACCAUACGGCCUUGGUUUUGAGUGGCUCCGUUCCUUCUUCCCUACCACCUCUCGUUCUCAAACAAAAAUCAUCGUGGUGCUCGUCACUUCACGCGCCUGCUGUACGUGAGCUCCUUUCACUCGCCGCGCCUUGUUUCCACCCGAACUUGUCUCCACUCAGGAUAUCGACGCUCAUACUUGGCCCGGCAGGUGUGGGCAAACGAACUGUAGCAAGGCUUGUUGCCGACGCGUUGGGAAUUCACGUUGUCGAGUAUAAUUGCUACGAGCUUGUUGGUGCGUCGGAGGGAAAGACUGCUCUAGCGUUGGAGCAUGUUUUCAAAGUUGCAAGCAGGUAUUCUCCAGUCAUUUUACUGUUGAGGCGCUUUGGUGCUUUGGGGGAGAAGAGUGGCGGAAGUCCUAAUCAGUCACAGGGCCCAUCUCGUGUGGCUGCUUUGCUAAAAAGCUGCAUUACAAAGUAUGGCUACUCUCGCCAGCCUGUGGAAGACGUCAUAAGCGAGAAUUCGGAAAACGUGGACGCAUACAAUGUCAACGAGGACUCUGAGACGGCCUUGAAGAAUGUAACGAGUUCAGUAUUACUGAUCGCUACCGCGGAAGACGAAGCGUCAGUGAAAUCCCUCCGGCACUGCUUCACACAUGAGAUAUCGAUAGAUACUCCUGAUGAGGCUCAACGGUUGGAGCUUCUUCAGCACUUCCUUGGUUGUACAGAGCUAACGGACGAGCUACUGCUUGGAGCAAAGUCUAUCUCCUCGCAGACGGCGGGGCUUGUUCCGAGAGACCUUAAAGCUGUUGCUGCCGACAUUUCUGCCUUUACAGUUGGCCCGUGUGAUGAUGAAAACAGCAAGAUCUUGUCAAGCUCUCGAGACCAUUGCAAGCGUUUCAGUCCUGAGUGUUUUGAGAAAGCUCUCGAACAGGUCAAAAAACGAACUGCCUCGGCCAUUGGCACUCCAAAGGUGCCAAAUGUGAAAUGGGAGGACAUCGGCGGCCUUGAAAACGUAAAACGUGCUAUCCUAGACACUGUUCAAGUACCACUUGUUCAUCGCGAGCUGUUUACGUCUGGAUUGAGACAACGCUCAGGUGUUAUGUUAUAUGGGCCUCCUGGCACUGGAAAAACUUUAUUGGCAAAGGCGGUAGCUACUGAAUGCUCACUCAAUUUCUUAAGCGUAAAAGGACCGGAAGUUAUCAACAUGUUUAUUGGAGAGUCAGAAAAGAACGUCAGGGAGCUGUUUCAAAAGGCGCGAGGAGCUCGGCCUUGUGUCAUAUUUUUUGACGAAUUGGAUGCGCUUGCUCCAGCUCGUGGAGCAUCUGGCGAUUCGGGCGGUGUCAUGGAUCGCGUUGUUUCACAGCUACUAGCAGAAAUCGACGGACUCGGAGAGAAUACACAGGAUCUCUUUGUGAUUGGAGCGACUAAUCGUCCAGACCUGAUUGACUCUGCUCUUCUUCGACCCGGUCGCUUUGAUAAGCUGCUUUAUGUUGGUAUCAGUCCAGAUCCAACGUACAGAGAAAAAGUUCUUUCGGCAUUGUCACGAAAGUUUGACUUGGACAAAGAUGUCUCGCUGGGACUCCUAGCUAGAAAGUGCCCAGAUAAUUUCACUGGUGCUGAUAUGUAUGCAUUAUGCGCUGAUGCCUGGAUGCAAGCUGUGAAACGCAAGGCUUUAAGUUUUAUAGAAGAAGACGAUUCUACUGUGGUCGUGAAGCAAGAGGACUUUUUCCAAGCCCUCGCAGAACUGAAACCUUCGCUUUCGUUGCAAGAGCUUGCGAAAUAUGAACGCUUGCGCGUUCAGUUGCAAGGCACUUGACAUCGGAGAGACGUCACAGCGCACGUCUGAGUGAGAUCAUCGACGCAUCAGACAAUCAAAUCAGCUAACUGGAGGAGAAGGAAGCAGGGAGUUAAACCACUGGGUACGUUCUUUUUCGUUUCAAAUGCAAGUGGAAGAACAAAAAAGAAGACUCUCCUCACUUAUCCUUUCCAGACUCAAAUGUCGCUUUGGAACCCUCCUUGACAUGGUCGGCGGCACCCUUGACAGUGUCCUUGGCACCCUCGACGCUCUCGGAGGCGGAGCUCUUGGCAUCCUCGACUUUCUGGGAGGCGGAGUCCUUGGCAUCCUUGACAGACUCCUCGGCGUUGUGAGUGCUCUCGGGCAUCGCACUCGUCGGCUGCUUUCCAUGCGCCGCUGCUUGCUCCUUGCCCGCGUCAGCGGUCAUAUCCUGCACUAGAAACGAAUCCUCCACAUCGGGGGCCUUGCCUGCGAUCGCUCCUAUCGUCACUGGGAAUUUCUGGUUGUCUUCCUCGCGCUUGGCGAGACUACCGCCUUCUUCCAUCUCUAAAACAGAGAAAACCGUGUGAAGGGACUCGUCUGGGCUCGGCCUUUAUAAAGAGGAUACGUAUGGGCUGUU
This is a messenger RNA of Selaginella moellendorffii, 3301 nucleotides long. RefSeq names its product peroxisome biogenesis protein 6. Gene Ontology annotation, molecular function: ATP binding; ATP hydrolysis activity. Gene Ontology annotation, cellular component: peroxisomal membrane; cytosol. Bases 1 to 2703 code for a protein of 900 amino acids. The transcript is spliced from 15 exons. NCBI's taxonomy places the organism in Eukaryota, Viridiplantae, Streptophyta, Lycopodiopsida, Selaginellales, Selaginellaceae. The record is from RefSeq and is a predicted model, not a curated record. Gene Ontology annotation, biological process: protein import into peroxisome matrix.